Messenger RNA from Mauremys reevesii (Reeves's turtle), 864 nucleotides. Its product is annotated as zinc finger protein 3-like. Gene Ontology annotation, molecular function: RNA polymerase II cis-regulatory region sequence-specific DNA binding; DNA-binding transcription activator activity, RNA polymerase II-specific. The annotation marks the transcript as partial. Gene Ontology annotation, cellular component: nucleus. The record is from RefSeq and is a predicted model, not a curated record. Lineage: Eukaryota; Metazoa; Chordata; Testudines; Geoemydidae. The transcript has a single exon. Gene Ontology annotation, biological process: regulation of transcription by RNA polymerase II.
GGGAAAAACUUCACUCGAAGAUCAACCCUUUCUGUUCAUCAGAGAAUCCACACAGGGGAGCGGCCCUAUAAAUGCCAUGAGUGUGGAAAAUGCUUCACUGUAAGAUCAGCACUUUCUGAUCAUCAGAGAAUUCACACAGGAGAGAGGCCCUAUGAAUGCAGUGAGUGUGGGAAGAACUUCACUCGCAGCUCAAACCUUAUUGCCCAUCAAAGAAUCCACACAGGGGAGCGGCCCUAUAAAUGCUGUGAGUGUGGGAAAACCUUCUAUUGCCACUCAAAGCUUAUUGCCCAUCAAAGAAUCCACACAGAGGAGUGGCCCUAUAAAUGCAGUGAGUGUGGGAAAUACUUCACUGAGAGCUCAGCCCUUUCUGCACAUCAGAGAAUCCACAUGGGGAAGACGCCCUUUGAAUGCCAUGAGUGUGGGAAAAUCUUCAGUCGCAGCUCGCACCUCAUUAGGCACCAGACAGUCCACACAGGGCAGAGGCCCUAUGAAUGCAGUGAGUGUGGGAAAACCUUCAGUCGCAGUUCACACCUUAUUAGACAUCAGACAGUCCACACAGGGGAGAGGCCCUAUGAAUGCAGUGAGUGUGGGAAAACUUUCAGUUUCAGCUCACAUCUUAUUAGGCAUCAGAGAUUCCACACAGGGGAGAGCCCCUUUGAAUGCAGUGAGUGUGGGAAAACCUUCAGUUGCAGCUGGAACCUUAUUAGGCAUCAGAAAAUCCACACAAGUGAGAGAACCUAUGAAAGCAGUGAGUGUGGGAAAACCUUAGGGCCCAAAGAAAUUUUGUCCAACUCCACUUCCUAGUUCAGUGUGUCUCAUUACUAUUCCAGAGGAUACCAGGGUUAGAUUGAGAACAAUCAUCCU